AUGAGCUGUGAACAAACCGGGCGAUCAAGAGCUCAUUAUUGCGACAAUCGGCCAAUUGUCCUGCAAACAUUCGUGCCGACGUGUUACAGGUGGUUUGUGCUGGAUCGAGGUGGGCGUUGGCGCUGGCUAACCUCCAUACCGUCGUCGAAACCGGAGAGUGGGGCCUGCCUGGCGGACCAAAUUAAGCGUCGCGAAUCUGAUCCUCCAUUGGCUUACCGCGCAAUCCAACAAGUGGCCAAGGACCAAGGACUGCUGUCAACGAUUAUCAUGAACGUUGACCACUGGUCAUCGAUAGGCGUGUUUGAACAGGUUGCCGGCAGUUGGUGGAUACGGAUUACAGCAUAG
Messenger RNA from Soboliphyme baturini, 345 nucleotides. NCBI's taxonomy places the organism in Eukaryota, Metazoa, Nematoda, Enoplea, Dioctophymatida, Soboliphymatidae. The record is from the annotation of a GenBank genome assembly.